AUGAAAAAGCUGGGUGUUAAUAAUGCUGGUGAGAAUAAGGGGAAUAGCAUACAAAAUAAAGAUGGGACUAAUAAAAAGACGAUAGAAGUGAACAAGAAUAUGAGGAGGCUGACAUUUUUGAAUAACGAAAGUAAUGAUAGUAUAGAGGGUAAUAAAAAUAAAUAUGAUAAGAAUAAAGUAAAAGAAAUUAAUGAUGUUUUUAAGAAUUGUAUGGUUGCAUUAUCUCAUAAUAAGAUAUGUACUCGAAAUGCUUUUGAUAUACAUAUUAUUGAGCAUUUAGAAGAUUUAAUAAAUUUAAAUGAUGAAGAAAUUCCUGAAGAAUUAAACGAUGAGAUGAUAGAAAAUGGAGAAUUCAAUUUAUCAUUUACUCGUGCAUCGAAAGCUAUUGAAGGUGCUACCAAAGUAUAUGGUUAUAGAGUUGAAGCUAUAUAUGAUCAAACAUAUAAUUUUUUAACAAACAUGAAUUUGGCUAAACAAUUUGAAUUAGAUAAUGAUAUGAUGGAUGAUAAUAAGAAUACAAUCGAUCCUUUAAAUAAAAGAAUGCGAAAAAGAAAAUUAACAUAUUUGCAAGAAUCAUCCACACUAGCUAAAUCUUCUGAUAUUACUGUUGAUUCGUUGUCCUUGUCUAAUAUAUCCGUUGAUACUUUUUUUUUAAAAUUAAAUAGUACAUAUGACCAUUCAUGUGGUCAGAAAUAUUUAUUACCUAAUUUAAAUUUAAAUAAUGAUUUGUCUAUACAAUUUGAUGGUGAUAUUGAUGUGUGUGAAUAUAAGAAGAGAAGGAAAACGUUGGACGAUAUAGGAAAGGAUGGUGUUAAGGAUAAAGAAGAUGGAAUUCAUAUUAUUAUGAAGAAUAAAAAUGAUGAUAAUUGUGAUACAUAUGAUAAGAUCAUAUGUAAUAAUAAUGACAUUAACAAAGUUGAUGAGAAAAAAAAUAAUGAUGUGGACAUUUGUGAAAAUCGAAAUAAGAAAAAUGAAUCAUGCAAUAUAUAUGUUGAUACCUUUAAUGUGAAUGAGCAUAAAGAAUUUUUUGAUAUAUAUAAGAAGAAAUUAUUUUUGAAUGCUGAUAUCCUAAAAGAAAUAUUAUAUGGUGGUCCUGAUGAUUUCAAUAGCUUACAUAUAUGUCCAGAGUUAGAUUAUUUUAAAGAAGAAUUAAAAAAGCAUAAAUUAAAAAGAACCGAUUCUAAAGAUACAGAUGAUGUCGAUAAAGAAGAUGGUGAUGGUAAUUUAUAUAAUGAUGAUGAUAUUGGUAAUACAGAUAAGAAUAAUAUUAUUAAUUUUUAUGAUGAAAAUUUAGGAUGUAAUAUGAGUAAUAAUAUGCUAAUGGAAAGUAUUUAUAAUAGUGAUGCUUUAAAUACAGAUCGUAAAAAUAUAUUUCCAGAAAAUCUUGGUAUGUCAUGUGGUAAUUUGAAUGAAGAGAAAAAAAACAAUAAUAUGAAUAGUAGUAAUAAUAAUUUAAAUAAUUGUAAUUAUGAUAAUAAUGAUUUAUAUUUAGGAGACUAUCGAAUGGAUGAUUUAAAUAUUGAGAAUGUUAUGCAAGAAUCUUUAGGUUUUGAUAAUCUGAAUUAUUCAUGUGAUAAGAAUAUGAAUUUUUCUAAUAAUAAUGGUAUGUUACUUCAACAAAGUAUUAACAUGAUGGAUGGUAUGAAUUUUCCGGAAUUAAUAAAAAGUGAAAAUAAGGAAUUAGAUUUAGGAAAUACACAAAUAAAUAAUGAACAUUAUUUAUUAAAAAAUAAUUAUGAUAUACAUAAAAGACAUAGUAUUAUAUCUGAAGUACCAGAUGAUGAUACAUUAUGGAAUCGUAGUGUAAUGACAUUUGAAAAUAGAAUAAAUGCUAUAGAUAUAAAUAAUGAAUUAAAUUAUCAUUAUUAUAUGCCUAAUAAAUUAAUGAUGAUGGGAAAUUUCAGAAAUUUAAUAGAUAUUAAUAAGAAUGUUACAAAUAAUAUUAAUAAUAAUAAUAAAUCAACUAUAUUACAAAAUAUAAUAAUGCAAAAGAAAAUGAAAUAUGCUUUUGAUGUUACUAGUAUAGAUUUCGAAAACUUAUAUACUGAAAAUAAUAAUAUAGAAUUAUCGACCUACGAUUUAUGGAAGAAAGAAAAAAAAAAAUAUGUUUCGAAUGCAUUAUUUUGUAUUGAUCAGACAUCAUAUAUUUUUGAUACACGUGAAAAUUGUGUUAAUUGUGUAAAUACUGUAACAGAUAAGGUUAUGAAGUUUUCAAAAUUUUGUGUUUAUCCUGAUUUCUUGCAUGCAUGUAAUAAGAAUAGGAAUAAACAUAAUAAUAAUAAUAUUAAUAAGAACCACAUGAAUGUUAUAUUGAACGAAGUAAAUAAUGAUAAUAUCUUGAAUGAUAUAGAUCCCAUAAAUCAAGAUGAUUUUAAUAAUAAUAUUGAUAAUUUCGAUAUGGAAAAUAUGGAUGACAUGAAUGACGGUCAUUUACAUGAAGGUUUAAAUGAGGCCAUAGAUAAAUAUUAUAAUAUGGAUUUCGAUAAUAUAUGGGCAAACAAUGAUAAUAAAAAUAAUGACAAUAUAAAUAACAAUAAUAAUUUAAAUAAUAGUACAUAUAAUAAUAUGAAUAGUCAUAAUAAUAAUAAUAACAAUAAUAAUAACAAUUUAAGUUUGUUUAAAAAACAUAGUAAUUUCUUCAAUACAGCUUUAUUUCAAUUUAAUCAUUCUAAUACAUUUGGUAAUGUACCUUUUGAAAAUGUCUCCAAAUUUGUUGAUGUAGCGAAGAUUAAAAAGAUUUUAUGUGAUAUUGUUAAACCGAAUGAAGAACAAAAGAGCAACACAAAUGACUCAUUAUGUGAAUAUCAAACCGAAAAGGAUAACCAAAUUGUCACUUAUACGGCAGAGAAAACGACGACCUUCGAAGAAAUCGUCAAGGAGACCACUGCAAAAUUGAAUGAAUCGGAGGCUAGCAGCACUUCAAUCCAUAUGCUAUUCGUAUGUCUUUUAUAUACCUGUAACGACCAAGAACUAUUAUUAGAAAAAAUACCGAACCAAAACAAUUUUUACGUUCGAUAUGGUUUACCUGUGGAAUGCCAUGUAAAUCAUGAUGACAUACCAAUGUUAAAAAAUUGA
Messenger RNA from Plasmodium falciparum 3D7, 3075 nucleotides. It is a transcript of the gene CAPH, whose product is annotated as putative condensin complex subunit 2. Gene Ontology annotation, cellular component: condensin complex; cytoplasm; chromosome. Lineage: Eukaryota; Apicomplexa; Aconoidasida; Haemosporida; Plasmodiidae. Gene Ontology annotation, biological process: mitotic chromosome condensation. The record is from RefSeq and is a predicted model, not a curated record.